Molecule: messenger RNA, 142 nt
Organism: Racocetra fulgida
Lineage: Eukaryota; Fungi; Glomeromycota; Glomeromycetes; Diversisporales; Gigasporaceae
Source: the annotation of a GenBank genome assembly
AGAUGAAUACCGCCGGCUUUAUGUAGCCGCUAAUGGUGAAGUGUUAGGUUUAAAGCAAGAAAUCCGUCUAGAUGAAGAAAGAAAAAAACUAACUAGGCCAGCCCCAAAAGCGGCUUUAAAAAGUUUACAAAAAAGAUUAUAA